Molecule: messenger RNA, 553 nt
Organism: Pseudogymnoascus verrucosus
Lineage: Eukaryota; Fungi; Ascomycota; Leotiomycetes; Thelebolales; Thelebolaceae
Exons: 1
Coding region: 203-553 (116 amino acids)
Source: RefSeq, a predicted model, not a curated record
GUUCUCUUUUUUGUUCUAUCAUCAGCAUCAACAUCAGCUUCAUCCACAGUCCAGCUUCAAGCUUCAAACAUCUACCAACGCAACCAAUCUGUCAAACUAUCAAACUUUCACAACCAUCAAACUACCACUUUCUCACCUCACAACAACCACCACAAUCACCACACCACCCACUCCACCAAACACUCCCACAACAACAAUCAAAAUGUCUGGCGUCUACCUUCCAAGCAUGACCUUCUCCGCCCCCAACUCGGCGCCAUCCUCCCGCGGUCCCUCCCGCGCCGCCUCCAUCAUCUCCCCCAAGUCUCCCCGCCGCAGCACCGCCGAGGACUACUGGACCUCCCCCAGCGCCAACUUCGGCUUCCAGUCUGCAGUCGGCACCCCCGCUGCGUCGCGCGCUCCAAGUGUCAAGGCUUCCAAGCCGGCAGGAGAGAAGAAGAGCCUCAAGAGCAGGGUCAAGAGCGUUCUGAGCAAGGGUACUGAGGAGUACUGGGCUGGAGCUGUGCAGAAUGCCAAGUUUGGUGUUCUGUCGCCACCGGUUGCUCAACGCAUCUAA